AUGCUAGCAAAUUUGAACCGGGGAGUUGGUUAUCAAAUGCGUCAUUUGCGCUUGAAAAAGUACAAUGUUUCAGUCAAGCCGAGCCAGAAAGUCACAUUGAAAUACUUACAAUCCUACGACAGUGAAGAUUCGAUGAUGUACGGAGCGACACGGUCAGAUCUUCUCGUUUUGGAAAAGUCCUUCCCGAAUUUGUACAAAGAAUAUAUUAAUACAGACCUUGUCUUCGACGAGACGAAAGAGGCGAUCAUUCAAUAUUUGAAGACAGGCGAAGUUCAAAAGACGACGGGCGCGGGUCUCAAUCCUGUGGACAAGUUUAUGGCAAGGAACAUAAAUGAACUUUCAAUUCUGCUCAUUGCUUUGAUGAUUCCGAUUUGCGUCGUGCCAUUUUUAGUUUUGCGAGAAUGGUUCGUAGAAAAGCAAAAAGUUAUAAUGCGCGAAAUCCAGAAAGAAAUGAGAGAGCUAAAGCGUGAAAAAGCUCUCAUUUUAUCAAACAUGGAGCUGAAUAAAGCAACUAUUUCUAUGCUAGAAAGUUCGUGA
Molecule: messenger RNA, 537 nt
Organism: Oikopleura dioica
Lineage: Eukaryota; Metazoa; Chordata; Appendicularia; Copelata; Oikopleuridae
Source: the annotation of a GenBank genome assembly